Molecule: messenger RNA, 1308 nt
Organism: Plasmodium relictum
Lineage: Eukaryota; Apicomplexa; Aconoidasida; Haemosporida; Plasmodiidae
Product: conserved Plasmodium protein, unknown function
Exons: 1
Coding region: 1-1308 (435 amino acids)
Source: RefSeq, a predicted model, not a curated record
AUGGCAAACAUUACAGCUAAUUUAAAUGUUUCGGAACAAAGUGCUGCAAAUAAAAUUUCCAAAAAUGAUGUUUAUAUUAGUGAAGAUUGCAAAAAAUUAAAAGAAGAUAAAAAAAAAUUAAAAAAAGAAUUAUCAACAAAAGAAAUUGAAAUAAAUAAUUUAAAAAAAAUAUUAGAAGAUAGAGAAAAGGAUAUAAAAUUAAAUUAUAUUCCUUUAAAAGAGGCAAGAAAAAUAACUUAUAAAGCAUUAAGAAAAGGAUCAGCAGCACAGAAAUUUAUUAAUUUAAUAGAAAGUAAUAGUAUUAACUAUAAACUGAAAAAAAUAGCUAUUAAUCAAUUAAUUACAAAUGCAUUUGGUGUUAUGCAUUAUCAAAAAAGUCGUUAUCCAGAAGUUUUAAAAUAUAAAGAUUCUCACUUAAAAUUAUUUAGGCAAGAACAAUUAAUACUUUUAGCUGAAAAUGAACGUUUAACAUUGCAAAUGAAAGAAUUAAAAAAACAACUUUUAGAUAAUAAAAUAGAAAAUUUAAAAACAAAUGAAAAAAGUUUGAUCACUUCAAUGAAAAGAAAUACAAAAGAUCUAGAAAACAAAAAUAAUAAUAUUGACGAUAAUUUUAUAGAAUUAGACGCAGAUAUUGUAGAAAAAAAUUUUAUAAAUUUAAUUAAAAAUAUUAAAAUAGCUCAAUUAAAAUUAUUAUUUUUUGCAUUUAGAAAAUUAAGUAAUAACGUAUAUAGCAACUCAGAUCCUACAAAUGUUAAUGCAAGUAUGAUCUAUUCAUUAAAGCAAGGUACGGAUAUACUAAAUAAUAUAUUAAAAAAUAAAAGAAUUAUAAUUAAAUACAAUGCAUUUUAUAAAUUAUUAAAUUACAAUGUAAAUAAUGUAUUAUAUAACAGCAAAUAUUUACAUAGAAUUAAUAAAUACAGUAGUUGCAAUUAUUCAGAUAAAAAAAAAGAUCAAGGAAUUUCUCAUUUUGUUUAUAAGCCAUAUUAUUAUGAUAAUUUACCAAGUGCAACUUGUGAUAUACAAAAAAAAAAAUUUCCAAUUUUUAAAGAUAAAAAAGAUUUUGUUAUGAGAAAUUUAAUUUAUAAUAACGAACCAUUAUAUAAUCCUUUUAUUUAUGAAAAUAUAAAAAAUAAUAUUAGUACCAAUCAAUUUUACAAAAAAGAUUACUUAGAUUUGGAACUAAAAAAAAAAAAUACUGAAUCAGAAAAAUAUUCCUGCUUUAAUGACUUUGAUUUUCUUAACGAUUUUAGUGCAUAUGAUAAGGAGAAAUUUAUAGAUUUAUUUAUAACUGAAACAACAAAAAAGUAA